AUUAACGCAAUGGGGGCAGGGAGAGAAAAAGACGCCGGAUAAUGGGAUUGAGGGAACGAGAGAGGAGAAGAGAGACGGAUUGAGAGACAUACACACACACUCACAUAGAGAAGCAGUGCCAGCAGGCAGAGGCAGUGAGCCAGCUGACAGAGAGACUGUCGACCAGCAGCCAUGACAGACACCGAUUCUCUAAGUGAAGCACUAAAGGCUAUCAGUGUGAGUACAGAGCUAAUUGAAGAGGAGCUCAAGCCUCAUUUGGACACGGUACUAUCUUCUUUGCUGGAAAAGAAGAAAGAUGCUGCUGUUGCGAUUGUGAAUAGUGGGAUUUUACCCACAUUGGCUCAGGCUUUACAAAGUAAAAGCAGCCUGUGCUGCCAGGUGGCUCUGGUGGUGGCAGAGAUGGCCCGUGAAGCUGCAGUCAGGGAGUCGUGCAUUGAGGCAGGCCUGGUGAAGGUACUGCUUCCUCAUCUGAACGGCAACAACCAGGAGAUGCUGCUGAACACUGGCAGAGCCAUUGGACGCAUCUGCUUUGACAACUCAUACCAACAGGACUUGUUAGUCCAGAGUGGCGUAAUACCCAGACUGGUGUCCAUAAUGAAGGAGUAUUCAGACAACGACCCACUGGUUAACGUUUGCCUGCUGGCCCUUUGUAACCUGGCUGACAUGGACUCCGCGAGGGAAGCCCUGUCAGAGCUGGAUGUGGCAGAUGUACUAACAUUUCAGUUGAAGCGGGCACCUGACGCCGAACGCCGACAUGUCAUCCUUGAAAUACUGGGUGCACUUGGCGAGAGUGAUACACUUAAGCUGCAGUUUGCAGAGUCAGGAGUACCAGAGGCUCUAUCAGAGAUGAUUCAGUGCCUGCAAGGAGGUUCUGACCCCCAUGACCUCUGCAGCAUCAAGAUCGCCUCCAACCUCAUAGUGUCUCUGCUUUUAGGAGAUGAGUCUAUGCAGAAGUGCUUUGGUGAGGGAUCAGGUCUGGUAUAUCAGGAUGUUCUGUCCUGGCUCCAGAGCUCCAACACUCAGCUGCAGCUGUCUGGGGCCUUGGCCAUCGCCAACUUCGCCAGGAACGACAGUAACUGUGUGAAGAUGCUGGACCUUGGGGUGGUUCCUCACAUCCUGACCUUGUUGGAGCAACAUGUUGACGAGGGAGAUGUGUCUGUUCAGCAUGCUGGACUGAGUGCGCUCAGGAACCUGGCUAUUCCUGCCACUAACAAGGUGCGAAUGCUUGAGGAUGGGGUGACUGAGAGAAUAAAGACCCUGCUACGCUCAGACAUGCCACCUGUUCAGUUCAAACUGCUGGGUACACUACGCAUGAUGGUGGAUGGUCAAGAUGAGGCAGCCUUGGUGCUGGGGAGAGAUGCUGUACUGCUGGCUCGGGUCAUGGAAUGGUGUGAAGCCAAAGAUCAUGCAGGAGUCCGAGGAGAAGCCAGCCGCCUGUUAGCUGCCCUCAUCAGACACAGCCGCAGUCCUGAAGUUGUUCAUGCUGUAGCCAAGGCAGAUGGGGUUCGGCACCUUACUUCCAUGGCAACGAGUGAGCAUGUCAUCAUGCAGAAUGAGGCCCUGGUUGCCCUGGCAAUAGCAUCUGCCAUUGACCUAGAGUUUAUGAAGGAUCGAUUAUGGGAGGCAGAGCUGUUGCCCCUGCUUAAGAAGAUGUUGGAGGAUCCUGAAGGGGCGGUCGAAGUCAAGUUCAGUGCUUUAGGUCUCAUCUGCAGCCUGGCUAACUCUAGUGCGAUGAAGGAGGAGUUGAAGUCUGUGAAUAUGAAGGAAAGCCUAACUAAACUGACAAAUCAUAGCAGCAGUUCACUUGCCUCACAAGCCAGUUCCCUAGUGGCUAUUCUCAGUGACACCAGCUAAACCAGCACAUUAAAGAAUAAAAGGAUCGCAUCUGCUGUAUGGAUUUAUCCUGUUAUUCAAUGACAUACUGUAAUUCAACUGACUUUUUUGCAGAAGUUUUGCUAACUAUUAAUUUGGCUAUGGCUUUGGCUUCCUGGUAAUCAUGUGUCCUCACCAGUAGCCCUCUGAGGCUGCCCUGUUCACAGGAGGAAUAAUCAACAUACAGAUACAUUUCCAGUUCUUAAACUCUAAACAAACGCAGACUCAAUGAGGUCAUUAAUACCAAAGUUGUUAAUUCAAUCAGGAGCAUAAAUGUACUCUGAAUUUCACAGUAACCUGUUCCUCAUCAUUACCAUUUCCUGUAUACAAAUGUACAGUAAAUUUUGCAUUGGUGGUGGCCGUAGACAAAAGGUCAUGCAAUCUACAGCGAUUCACAUUUUGCAGGCUAUUAGUAGAACAUUUUUCUUGUCAUAUGACUAAAAGAUGAUGAUGAAUGGAAAAAGAUGAUGGUUCUCACCAGGAAGGUCAAAACAGCUAACAGAAUCAUUCUAGCAAUUUGGCCUGUAGUUGUCAUGAUACCUUGAUUUGAACCAAUGUGGUGGAGGGAUGGAACUGGAUGGACUGACAUCACCUGCUUUGGCUUUGCUGGUAUAGGUCAAUAAUAUUUAUAAUAAUAAUAAUAAUAUGAUAAUAAUAAUGGUUGAAAAUUUCCAAGCAUUUAUAAAAUUUUGAAUUGUGGUAUAGUAAAGGUUUAGCCCAUAGACUAUACCGUGGAUGAAGACUGCAGAGUGAUACCAAUGGGGAAGUACCUGAAAUGGGUAUGCUCACACAUUACCAGUAGAGGGCGACUCUACUGGUUGCUAAAAUAAGUCACUUCUCACUUGAUAUUUAACAUCAGUAAACCUAAGAGGUUUAUAACCUAAUUUAUUGUUUCAAGUCCUCUCCAAUACAACGUGAUAUUAAUUAUUUAAACUGGUUCUUUUUAGAAUGAAAUAGAUGAUAAAGCGUGUAUACAGCCAGUACAAGGUCAGACAGCAAGUGCAGUCCAAUGGGUGCAUGCUGUAGAUGGACGUGCAGUGUCUUCAGCUCUCAAUCAGGCUCCUCUAAAUAUGGUUACAUAUAGUUUAAAAAAACAAAGAUUUGCUGGAGAAAAUGCCAAACUCAAGGCUUCAAAACAGUUAUUCACAAACCGAUGGCUGCGUCACACUGGGUUGCCACUUGGCUGAAGUAUAUCACAAAAAAUAUCUCUUACAAGAUUCAGUAAUUUACUUACUAAAGAAUAUGAAAAAAAUAACAGAAGGCUCUUUGUUUUUUUUCUGCAUUUAUACUGUUCAUUCACAGCGAUCAUCUAUAUCUCAAGGCCUAUUGCAGUGGAUGGAGUUGAAAUAAUGUGAAGGCGGGUGUUUUUUCAUCACAUAAGGAACUUUAAAGUUGCAAUACUGUUGAACAAUUCCUAUAUAUUGUUUGACUUAACAUAUUUAGACUUUGUCAUUUUUAUUUCAUUGACUCGAGUUACCAAUAAUAUCACUGGAUAAACUUUGUAUAAAAGUGCUCGUAGAGUGCCGUGGGCUUGCUUUAACAAGAGGCAAUUUUGACAGGCCAGGCUGAUCAAGAUUACCAAAGACUUUCAUCGAAGCACUUUAAAACACACAGUCCAGAAGGUAAAUCACUUCCGACAUCCUGAGGAGUAGAGUCAAACAAAACUCAUUAAUAACAAGCAAUAAAUCUACCGGGUAUGUUCUACUGUAGUCCUUGAACCUUUUUGGUAAAUUUGAUAUCCAACACUUUGUCUUAUUGAACAGAUUUAUUACUUAAUUCAAGCUCUUCUAUAGCGAAGCUAUAGUGUUGUCUCCAAGUUUUAAUUCUCUUUUGAUAAAAGCGUCAGUCAAAUAUGUCAAUUUAAAUAGAUGUUUUCUAUCUCAAAGGGUCCUGAGCUCAUCCGAUACAACUUUUACUGUACAUAGGUUGAGGAUGUCUAUAUGAAUGCUUGAAUCAUGUAACUGUAAACAUGACAUGAAAAGUCAUAAGUUAUCUGCCCUUAUUAAGUGAGAAGUCAGAUAGGAAAAUCCAGUAUGCUGGAUGUAAUUAUGUUGAUUAUGUGAAUAAUAUCUACAUGGAGU
Molecule: messenger RNA, 3953 nt
Organism: Pleuronectes platessa (European plaice)
Lineage: Eukaryota; Metazoa; Chordata; Actinopteri; Pleuronectiformes; Pleuronectidae
Product: rap1 GTPase-GDP dissociation stimulator 1
Exons: 14
Coding region: 172-1854 (560 amino acids)
Biological process (GO): positive regulation of GTPase activity
Cellular component (GO): cytosol
Molecular function (GO): protein binding; guanyl-nucleotide exchange factor activity
Source: RefSeq, a predicted model, not a curated record